AUUUUUCUUUUUCGUUUUUUUCUUAGGCAAAAGGCGCUCGCUCCCCUGUGUGUGCUCGCCGUCGCCAAAACAGUUCCACCGCCGACGGCCCGGAAACGGCAGAUCGUCCGCCCGUCUCCGCCGUCCUCCGCCCGAGUCCUCCGUCGGGAAGCGCCCCUUCCCUCUCCCUCUCUCGCCGUCGACGCCUUCUGCGUGGAUUGUGGAGUUCUCUUACAGGAGCAUAAUAAGACAUGGGCAAAGCUUCAAGGGACAAAAGGGAUAUCUACUAUCGGAAAGCAAAAGAAGAAGGUUGGCGUGCUCGAAGUGCUUUUAAACUUCUUCAAAUAGACGAGGAGUUCAAUAUAUUUGAGGGAGUGAAACGUGUGGUAGAUUUAUGUGCUGCCCCUGGUAGUUGGAGUCAGGUUUUAAGUCGUAAAUUAUAUCUUCCCGCAAAGCUUUCACCUGAUUCUAGGGAAGGCGAUCUUCCUCUUAUAGUCGCAAUUGAUCUACAGCCUAUGGCUCCAAUUGAGGGAGUCAUCCAAGUACAGGGUGAUAUAACAAAUGCCCGAACAGCUGAAGUGGUAAUCAGACAUUUUGACGGUUGCAAGGCUGACUUGGUGGUCUGCGACGGAGCUCCUGAUGUAACUGGUCUUCAUGACAUGGAUGAGUUUGUUCAGUCUCAACUGAUUUUAGCAGGACUAACUAUUGUUACUCAUGUACUAAAAGAAGGUGGAAACUUUAUCGCAAAAAUAUUUCGUGGGAAAGACACGAGUCUUCUUUAUAGCCAGCUGAAGUUAUUCUUCCCUAUUGUGACAUUUGCAAAGCCAAAAAGCAGUCGAAAUUCCAGCAUAGAGGCAUUUGCUGUUUGUGAGAACUAUUCUCCCCCUGAAGGAUUUAAUCCGAAGGACUUGCACCACCUUUUAGAAAAGAUUGGGAGUCCAUCUGGAGUUGAUGACCUAGAUUGCAGUAGUGGAUGGUUGGAGGGACCGAACAAGGUGUACAUUCCAUUUUUAGCCUGUGGUGACCUCAGUGGCUAUGACUCCGACCGGUCAUACCCGCUCCCUAAAGCGCCCGACGGGACUUAUAAGAGCCUCGAUCCUGUGCAACCCCCAAUCGCCCCGCCUUACAAGAGAGCUCUGGAGUUGAAGAAAGCCUCUUGUCAUGGAGUUCAAGAACUCGAAAAGCUAUCCUUGGAUUCCUGAUUCUUGCCAUUUAAUGUCACCUUAAUUUCACAAAGACCGAGAAGUUGAUGUGUACGUCUGUCAACAAGUUAUCUAAUGUCGAGAGAAAGCUGUUACCGAGAGGGACACUUGGUCACGCUUUAGAAUUGUAAGUGGUCCUUAGCAAUACUUUUCUUUGAAUAUACGUCCGGAAAAAGAACGAUCCUAAUGGCUAAGUGGGCCGAUCGAGAAAGAAUCAGAAUCUCUUGCUCUUUGUUUCGACUUCUAUUGGAGGUGCAAUAUCACUAUGCUGCGAGAUUCAUAUGCGAUAAUUCGACAUAUUUGGAAGAGAGACCUGAUAUAUUGAGUUCGCCUCGGCCAACUCAUGAACAGGAGGUGGUUUAUUACAUGAAUUUGACGUGCUUAGAUCGAAUUUUCUCGCACGCUUUGUAUCA
Molecule: messenger RNA, 1594 nt
Organism: Syzygium oleosum
Lineage: Eukaryota; Viridiplantae; Streptophyta; Magnoliopsida; Myrtales; Myrtaceae
Product: putative tRNA (cytidine(32)/guanosine(34)-2'-O)-methyltransferase
Exons: 12
Coding region: 231-1181 (316 amino acids)
Biological process (GO): cytoplasmic translation; tRNA methylation
Cellular component (GO): cytoplasm
Molecular function (GO): tRNA methyltransferase activity
Source: RefSeq, a predicted model, not a curated record